CUCUGCUUCUGACCGAGCACUUGCUGGGACUUGGAUUCCAAAUCAACAUAGGCGUAGGCGGGGAGAAAACCUUUCUAGAGCGCUAAGGAACCUGCUUUUGGAGAAAGCCGGGGAUGCGGAUCCGAGUGGUCCAGAUCUGGGGCUUCUUGAUGACCGUGAUGGGUUGGAUCUUCGUGGCUUGCACCAUGGCCAUGGAAGGCUGGAAGAUCACCUCAGUCGGAGGAAUGGGGGGCUCCUCCAUCCUGAAGGUGGCCUGGUACUGGUCCAGUCUGUGGAGAGCUUGUUUCACAGAUUCCACGGCUGUCAGCAACUGCUACGACUACCCCGUGCUCUGGUCCGUGGAGGGCCACAUCCAGAUCGUGCGAGGCCUGCUGAUGGCCGCGCUCUCCCUGGGGAUGCUGGGCUUCGUGCUCAGCAUGCUGGGCAUGGAGUGCACCUUCAUUGGGGGCAAAGACCCCUCCAAAUAUAAGAAGAUCUACACCGGCGGUUGGUUCCACAUAAUCAGCGGUUUACUGUCCACCAGCGGAUAUGUUGUCUAUGCCCAAUAUGUCUCAGGAGAAUAUUUCAACCCCAACUUCGAUGGACUGAAGUACGACCUGGGCACCCCGCUGUUCCUGGGCUGGGUGGGCUCCUCCUUUCAGAUGGCGGGCGGCGUCUUCUAUCUGUGGUCCGCCUGUAAGCCGCUCUGUGGACAAGAACAAACGGUGAUCAUCCGGCCGGUCCCAGACCCGGAAAAGGACCCCAAGACCAAGUCCACCACGGAGCUCUCCUCGGUGUCAGGAAUCACCUCCAAAACCAAAGUGUCCUCUGUGUCUGAGCUGUCGUCAGAACGCUCGGACGUGUCCGCCAUCUCCUCUGCAUCCACAUCCGGAGGCUCGGGCGAGUCCAGGAGCAGACCGCUCACCUCUUCUGACGGGUCGGCCUCCGAGUCGGCCGUCUCGUCCGGGUCCAGCGUGUCGACGAGGUCGGGGUCGAGCGGCGGCAGUCGUGUGACGUCGCUGUCUGGCACCUCCGGGCCUGGGAGAGCAUCCUUUCUGAAAAACUCCUACAUCUGAGGGGACCAGACUCGUACGGAUGACACUCAGCAUCGGAAGUGAAAAACAUGGAUCAAAAUAUACACGCUGGUAAUUUUGAAGGGUAACACUUUGACAACUUGACAUCUCAAGCUAAAAACAUUGCAGUCUAAUAACAAGGAGGAACAGUCAUCACACUUUGUAUUCAAACUCAGCACAAAAUAAAUGUGGUGCAGCUAGUCCUGGAUAAAUCAACCAACCCCCACUGCUUAAUGCGUCAAUCACACACAGGAUUCUCACAGGAAUGAGGCAACAACUAACCAAGACCCACUGUAUUGGUUGGAUGAACGCGACCGGAGCGUUCACGCUGCAGUUGCAUCACAUACGUAUCCGAUUUAUAUCUACAUACGAACCUGGGUCGGAUUUGAACAUUUUGGAGUUGCACUGCUCACAUUGACAUGAAAAAACCUGCGGUUUGAACAAAACCUUUGUCUCUAUCUCUCUUUCUUCCUUUCUGUAGCAGCGUAAAAAUCUCUCCUCUGCAAUCAUGAUUGUAUUUGGUAUCUCAAA
Molecule: messenger RNA, 1583 nt
Organism: Entelurus aequoreus (snake pipefish)
Lineage: Eukaryota; Metazoa; Chordata; Actinopteri; Syngnathiformes; Syngnathidae
Product: claudin-10-like
Exons: 5
Coding region: 114-1055 (313 amino acids)
Biological process (GO): bicellular tight junction assembly; cell adhesion
Cellular component (GO): plasma membrane; bicellular tight junction
Molecular function (GO): structural molecule activity
Source: RefSeq, a predicted model, not a curated record